CGGGCGACGCGGGCAAAAUGGCGGCGCCGGGGGUGGCGGAGGCCAUAGCGGCCCCACACCCGGCCGAGGGGGCUGAGACUGCGGAGGCGGCGGAGCUGAGCCGAGCCCUGAGCCGCCUGCUGCCGGGGCUGGAGGCCGACAGCAAGCCGGGCCGGCGGCGAGCCCUGGAGGCCCUGCAGCGCGCGCUGGAGGAGCCGGGCCCCGUCACCGACCCUGCCGCCUUCCAGGGCCCCUGGGCGCGCCUGCUGCUGCCGCGCCUACUGCGCUGCCUGAGCGACCCCGCCGAAGGCUGCCGCGCGCUGGCAGUGCACCUGCUGGGUCUGGGCCUACGCCGCGCCGCGCGGCCCCACGACGCCCUGCCGCGCCUGCUGCCUGCGCUCGCCGCGCGCUUGGCCGGCCUGGAGCCCACGCGCCGCCCGCCCGAGGCCUGCGAGGAGCUGCGCCUGGCGCUAGUGCAGCUGCUGAGCCUGGCUGUGGACCUGGGCGGCGCCGCGCUAGCGCCCCACCUGGACGACGCCCUUCGCGUGCUGCGCUGCUCCCUUCUCGACCCCUUCGCCGCUGUGCGCCGCGAGAGCUGCAGCUGCGCUGCCGCCCUGGCACAGGCCACGCCCGACCAUUUCCACAUGCAGUCAGAGUCUCUCAUCGGACCCCUGAUGCAGACCAUCUCCCACCAGCACUGGAAGGUCCGUGUGGCCGCCGUCGAAGCCACGGGCACGGUGAUCCAGUUUGGCAACGGGAAGUCCGUGGACGACGUGCUUUCCCAUUUUGCUCAACGGCUGUUUGACGACGUCCCGCAGGUCCGGCGGGCAGUGGCUUCUGUGGUGGGCGGCUGGCUGCUGCAUCUGCGUGACCGCUACUCCUUCUUCCACAAGCUCAUCCCUCUGCUGCUCAGCACCCUUGAUGAUGAGAUGCCCGAGGUCAGGCAGCUGGCUGCUAGCCUCUGGGAGGACGUCGGCCUGCAGUGGCAGAGGGAGAAUGAGGAGGACCUGAAGGACAAGCUGGACUUUGCCCCUCCCCCCCCACCCCAUUACCCUCUGCAUGAGCAUCGUCCUCUGCUGGGCUGUCGGGAGCUUGUCUUCAGGAACCUCUCCAAGAUCCUCCCCGCGUUGUGCCACGACAUCACCGACUGGGUGGUGGGGACGCGAGUGAAGUCAGCGCAGCUGCUGCCUGUGCUGCUGCUGCAUGCCGAGGACCACACCAUACAACACCUGGAGAUCGUCCUCCGGACCCUGUUCCUGGCCUGCGCUGACGAGGAGACAGCCGUGGUCCAUAGCUGUUCAAGAUCCGCAGAGCUCAUCGGGACGUUUGUCAACCCUGAGGUAUUUCUGAAGCUGAUCUUACCGAUGCUGAAGAAGGGGCCUUCCGCCUCCAGCCUCCUGGUGCUGGCCUCCACCAUUCGGGGCUGCCCCCGAGAAGCCCUCCAGCCGCACCUCACAGCCAUUGCCACGGAGCUGGCACAGGCCCACAUCUGCCAGGCAUCUGAAAACGACCUCUACCUGGAGCGUCUGCUGCUCUGCGUGCAGGCCCUGGUAUCCGUGUGUUAUAAGGACUGCAGCACAGCCAGCUUGCAGCUCAUGGACGUGCUGCUGACCAUAAUGGCCCUCGCAGGUUCCACCAGCCUCAGGGACAAGGCACAGGAGACAAUGGACUCGCUGGCCGCUGCGGAGGGCAUCAGCAGCUGCCAGGACCUUUACCGCAAGUACAUGGGCCCUCUCCUGGAGCGGGCGACUGCAUCGCACCUCGACUGGACCGCGCACUCACCAGAGCUCCUGCAGUUCAGUGUCAUCAUCACGCAGUCAGGCCCUGCCCUAGGAGAAGCCCUGCCACAAAUCAUGCCCACGCUCAGGGCCUGUCUGCAGCCCUCCCGAGACCCGCAGAUGCGCCUGAAGCUGUUCUCCAUCCUGUCCACUGUGCUGCUCAGAGCCUCGGACACCAUCGACUCCCAGGGGCAGUUACCCAGCUACCUUGAGAUGGUGACAAAAGACAUCCUGGCCCCCAAUCUGCAGUGGCAUGCAGGGAGGACAGCCGCGGCCAUCCGCACGGCAGCCGUGUCCUGCCUCUGGGCACUCACCAGCAGUGAGGUCCUGUCGGCCAAGCAGAUCCGGGAUGUGCAGGAAACACUGAUGCCUCAAGUCCUGACCACGCUGGAGGAAGAUUCGCAGAUGGCGCGGCUGAUCUCGUGCCGUAUCAUCAACACGUUCUUAAAAACCUUGGGCAGCAUGUUUGAUCCAGAUAAACUCAUCAAGAUUUAUCCUGAACUCUUAAAGCGCCUAGACGACGUUUCCAACGAUGUGAGGAUGGCAGCUGCCUCCACCCUGGUGACCUGGCUGCAGUGUGUGAAGAAUGCUGACGGAAAGGCCUACUAUCAGAGCAGCGUCCAGUACCUGUACAGAGAGCUGCUCGUUCACCUUGACGAUCCAGAGAGCACCAUCCAGGACGCCGUUUUAGAGGUCCUCAAGGAGGGCAGCGCCUUGUUCCCAGAUCUCCUGGUAAGGGAGACAGAGGCCGUCAUCCACAAACACCGCUCAGCCACCUACUGUGAGCAGCUGCUGCAGCAUGUACAGGCCGUGCCAGCCACGCAGUGACCACACCCUUGUCCCCACCUGAGCCGGCAUUUGUGGCCUUUAAACCUCAUAAACAAGGUACCUCUGUGCCAGCAGUGAGACUGUGACAGCAAGAAUGUACUCCCCAGGAAACCUGCCCGGUCUUCCCCUGGAAUAACAGCCUCUGAGAGGAUUCUGCAUUUUAUGUUAUUUGUUCAGUUCAUCGAGAGGUCGCCCCAAAGUCUACAGCUGAUUUGAAAUUAAAAGUAAGUUGCAACUGCUCCCUCUGCAGCCAAAUCAGCAUUGUCUUGGUUUUUAAGCCUCAUGUGCGCAGCUGGGUUCAUGGAUUAUCAGUUCCAUCCUGCUUAGAUGCCCACCAAGAAAGUUUUUACCUAUCUAACAAAAAAGAAAAAAGCCAAAGUGAUUAGAAGACAUGAAUGAAAUCUCUUUUUGGGUUCUGUCUCCUGAAAUUUAAUGGUGAACAGACUAAAAAGAAUUGGAACAACUUACCAGUUAGAUUUCUCCUGUUUUAAAUAUACCAGAACUUUAAAGGUUAUCUAUCCAGUUGCCAUAUAUUUUAGGUCAGUAAUGCUAACAGUGUUGAAAACAGAGUAAUUUGAUAUAAUUUUGGUUGCCCCUCUAGGUAGCAAGAAAGGAAAAUUGUAUUUCCCUCUCGCACAUUCUACACCCAAGUGCCUAAAAGAUCUCACUUUAAGUGGAUUUUGUUACUGUAAGCCAUUGUGUUCACACAAGGGGGAAAUGCUGUGUAUAUUUUCCAACAAUUAAAUGUUAACAUUUAUACUUUCACUUUUGAAAAUUUAAUUAAAAAUAUUUAUUAUAA
Sapajus apella (tufted capuchin) is the source of this 3384-nucleotide messenger RNA. It is a transcript of the gene DNAAF5, whose product is annotated as dynein axonemal assembly factor 5. The record is from RefSeq and is a predicted model, not a curated record. The transcript is spliced from 13 exons. Lineage: Eukaryota; Metazoa; Chordata; Mammalia; Primates; Cebidae. Gene Ontology annotation, cellular component: cytoplasm. Gene Ontology annotation, molecular function: dynein intermediate chain binding. Bases 18 to 2585 code for a protein of 855 amino acids. Gene Ontology annotation, biological process: inner dynein arm assembly; outer dynein arm assembly; cilium movement.